Messenger RNA from Lingula anatina, 954 nucleotides. RefSeq names its product TBC1 domain family member 7. The record is from RefSeq and is a predicted model, not a curated record. Gene Ontology annotation, molecular function: GTPase activator activity. Gene Ontology annotation, biological process: negative regulation of TOR signaling; activation of GTPase activity. NCBI's taxonomy places the organism in Eukaryota, Metazoa, Brachiopoda, Lingulata, Lingulida, Lingulidae.
CAACGCGAUGGCAGACGAAAGAAACUUCAGGUCGCACUUUUAUGAAAAAAUGGGUUUUAGGGGAGUCGAGGAAAACAAAUUAAUUGAAAAUCUUCUCAAGGAGCAGCCAUAUGAGCUUAAGAAGCUGUCUCAAUUCUGCCUGAAGUUCCCUGUUCCUGCGAUUUAUAGACCUCUUGUUUGGAAAGUACUUCUAGGCAUCCUGCCGCCAUACCAAGAGAGCCACGAGUUUGUCAUGACCAUGAGAACAGAUCAGUUCAAUGAUCUGAUGCAUUCUCUGAAAGUCAUGGGGAAAGUGGACGACAGGACCCCCCUGCCCCUGGUCUUCCUGAAGAUGUACCACAUGGAGGAAGGAACGCUUUUGUUUGAUGAGAAUAGGCUGGUCAUGCAGCCAGAAGGUCAAAGCUUCAUGGCAGUUGCUGCAGCAGUCCUGGAAAUGGUGGAGAGUCACAUUGAUGCAUACUGGAUUUCUACAAAAUUUUAUAAAUUGCAAGAGAAAUGGAAAGAUAUCAUGCAUGUUUUGUCUGAAAGGACAGAGCAUUAUCUUAAAAAGGAGGACCCAGAUGGGAAAUUAUACACCAAGGUUCUCAACUUGAACAUAUUUGGUGCUAUACCUCUGAGUAGGUGGUUCUCUUCCAGUUUUGCUGGAGUGUUGCCAGAAACAUCUUUUGAAAGAAUCUGGGACAAAAUAAUAGGAGGCUCUUGCACAGUGCUUGUCUUUGUGGCUGUGGCAAUCAUUCUUACACUGAGGAGGCCAAUAUUGACGUUAAGGACAGAUGCUGAGAUUGUGCAAUAUCUUAAAAAUAUUCCAGCAGACAGUGCAGACAUCAUUGUGGCUAAGGCCGUGGAGUUGUGGCGGAGUCACGGAAGCUUGCUCUUUCCCAGUGGCAUAAAAGCAGACUCUCCAGUCAUAAUAGAAAAAGUGCCAAGCUGAGAGGGAGGACCGUCCUAUGUACA